This is a messenger RNA of Staurois parvus, 354 nucleotides long. NCBI's taxonomy places the organism in Eukaryota, Metazoa, Chordata, Amphibia, Anura, Ranidae. The record is from the annotation of a GenBank genome assembly.
AUGCAGACUGCUUCUAAAAACAUUUGUGAAAGAAUGGAUCACUCUCAGGAGCUUAGUGAAAUCAAGAGUGGUACCGUAGGUUGCCACCUGUGCAAUAGGUCCAUCCGUGAUAUUUCCUUGCUACUAAAUAUUCCAUGGUCAACUGUUAGUGGUAUUAUAAUAAAGUGGAAGCAACUGGGAACAACAGCAAUUCAGGCACAAAGUGAGCUGCGUAAGCGCAUGCUGAAGCUCACAGUAUGCAGGAGUUGCCAAUGGUCUGCAGAGUCAAUAGCUAAAGACCUCCAAACUUCAUGUGACCUUCAUAUUAGCACAACAACAGUGCGUAGAGAGUUUCAUGGAAUGGGUUUCCAUGGC